CCCCCCUUUGCCACAGCACAGCUUCACUUCCCCCCAACACACAACACACAAAACCCUCGAACUCGGCGCAAUUGGUGUGUUAAUAAAUCAAAAUCAGCGCGAAAAAAGAGGAAAAAAUAGCUCAUUAAUUCGAGAAGGAGCCAAAACCCACUCCUUUUAUUCGUGGGCUUUUGGUUUUGGAGCUUGUAAUCAGGGUUUUGUACCUCAAGAGCUAAGUAGAGAGAGAGAGAGAGAGAGGGUUUGAUUCGGCUUGGUCAAAAAGUGCUUUUUCUUGCUGAAAAAUUGCUUUUUUACUUCUUAUUUGAGGGCUUUGGAUGGAGAUUGGGAGUGGACGCCUCUGAAAAUUUGAGGUAACAACACCUCUCGCAUUUAGCAUUUUUCAUGUUCUAUCAUUCGCCGUAUUUUCGGAACGAAUCGAGGCGAGAAAAUGAGAGAAGAGAUUAUGUUCGACAACCGAUCGAAGCCGUGCAAAUGCUCGGUGUACAACCAACACUCAAAAGCCGAAUCGAAGACCAAUUCGAACCCCUCGAAGCCCAAGUUCGGCUCCUCGUGGGGCUCGCAGAUCGUGAGGGGGUUCACGGCCGAUAAGAAGGCCAAACAACACCUCACCGCAGUUCCGGCCAAGAAGCCGCCUCUCGCUUGCUCUGAAAACUCAGCUCAGAACAACCUUUCGCGGGUUAAGCGGUCGCUCAUCGGCGAAUUCCCUUCCAACACUGCCCAAGUUCACCCGCAACACGGAUUCGAUUGCAAUUACAUCAAGUCCCCUUCGUCGCACAAUCUCGUUCUCGAGCUCGAUCAACUUAGAGAAUUGCUUAGAGAAUCCAAGGAGAGGGAAUUGGCGCUAAGAUGCGAGCUUUUGCAGUAUAAAGAGAGCCCGAGAGUUUCGGAGCUUGAAUUGGAGCUCGAUAUCAAAAAGAACGAGAUCGAAAAGCUUAACUCCACGGUCGAUUCGCUCGAAGCCGAGAAGACGAACCUUUGCGAGCAAUUAGCAUCCUUAUCGUCGAACCACGAGGAAAGCUCGAUAUCGGAUUCGGGUUCGGAGAGAAAUGCGUCUUCUUACAAGAAUUUGGAGAUCGAAGUUGUCGAGCUGCGCCGACUAAACAAGGAAUUACAGCUUCAGAAGAGGAAUCUCGCUUUUCGGCUCUCCUCGGCGGAAUCUAAGCUUGCUCGCUUCGCCAAGGACUCGGAGAGUGACAUAGUUGCGAAGGUUCAAGCGGAGGCGUCGCUAUUGAGGCACACUAACGCGAACUUGAGCAAACAAGUCGAAGGCCUACAAAUGAGCCGGCUAACCGAAGUCGAGGAGCUCGCUUACCUCCGCUGGAUCAACUCAUGCUUGCGCCACGAGCUUUCGGAUAAGGAAUCGCGGCAAGCGAUUGAUUUAGACGAUAUUGUCGCUUGCAAAGAUGUGGAGAUCGUAAGCGUCGAAAAAAUUUCUAACCGUGUCGACACUUACAUGAAAGUUGAUCUUGAAGAAGAUGUCGUAAAAUGGCCUCAAAAUGGUGAGACUUGCGGGAACUCGGAGGUGUACGAAGCGAUUCUAGACAAAGAUUGGGUUGAAGCGCGAAAAGGGAGAAGCCCGAGUAGUAGAAGGCAUUCUAUAAGCGGCCCGAACGGCUGCGAAGAAGAAGAGGACUUGAGUGUUAUCAAGAGGCGCCAAUCCGACAAUUUUAUUUUCCGCAAAGAGGCCGAAAAUAAACACCAACUACUUGUAGAGAAAUACAAUCUUGGAGGUGUUCCGACCUCGAGAUCGUUCGCGGGCAAGGCCGAGACAUGCAAACUUGCCACCCUAGACGUCGAAAAGCGUGCGUUACGCGUGCCCAAUCCUCCGCCGAGGCCUUCGAAUUGUAAUCCUCACGUCGGUAGUUUGAAUAGGUCCAAUUUGAAACCGCCACCUCCGCCUCCGCCGCCUCCGCCGCCACCACCGCCGCCAAAGUUCUCUACGAGAAGCACGGGAGUGAUGCGGCGGGCCCCGCAAGUUGCUGAGCUAUACCACUCUCUUAUGAAGAGGGAUUCGAGAAGAGAUUCUUGCGGCGGAGCGAUAUGCGAAGCCCCGAACGUCGCAAACGUUCGAAGUAGCAUGAUCGGUGAAAUCGAAAAUCGGUCCUCUCAUUUGUUGGCUAUAAAGGCCGACGUUGAAACUCAAGGUGAAUUCGUGAAAUCGUUGAUAAAGGAGGUGAACGAUGCGGCUUAUAGCGACAUCGAGGAUGUGGUUGCUUUUGUGAAGUGGCUCGACGACGAACUAUGCUUUCUAGUUGAUGAAAGGGCAGUGCUGAAGCACUUCGAUUGGCCAGAGAGAAAAGCCGACGCUCUUCGCGAAGCCGCAUUCGGGUAUCGGGAUCUGAAAAAACUCGAAGCAGAUGUUUCGAAUUAUGAGGACGAUCCGCGCCUUCCUUGCGACAUCGCGCUGAAAAAGAUGGUCUCAUUAUCUGAAAGGAUGGAGAGAAGUGUCUACAAUCUAUUGAGAACAAGAGAUUCGAUGUUGCGCCACUGCAAGGAGUUCAAAAUUCCCGCAGAUUGGAUGCUUGAUAACGGAAUAAUUAGCAAGAUGAAGUUUGCGUCGGUGAAGUUGGCGAAGAAGUAUAUGAAGAGAGUGGCUACUGAACUGCAGUCCAUGGGGGCGUCAAACAAAGAUCCGGCUUUGGAGUAUAUGAUGCUUCAGGGAGUGAGAUUCGCCUUCAGAAUUCAUCAGUUUGCAGGAGGAUUUGAUGCAGAGACGAUGGAUGCGUUCGAAGAGCUUCGGAACCUCGCGCACUUUAGAAACAAAACCUAAUGUGAGGAUCUUUGAAACCAAGAAAAUGUUGGAACAAAAAAUGCAAAAAUGCAAAAAAAAGGCUUAGUUUCUCAGUAAGCUUAAAAACACCACUACAUGUAUUGGGUGUAUACAUAAGGUUUCAUUGUGUUUGCUAUAAUGUCUAUUUGAAACUCUAUGGUUUGUUUUUGUA
Ananas comosus (pineapple) is the source of this 2942-nucleotide messenger RNA. Its product is annotated as protein CHUP1, chloroplastic-like. Gene Ontology annotation, cellular component: chloroplast outer membrane. The record is from RefSeq and is a predicted model, not a curated record. The coding region runs from base 428 to 2770 and encodes 780 amino acids. Gene Ontology annotation, biological process: chloroplast organization. The transcript is spliced from 8 exons. NCBI's taxonomy places the organism in Eukaryota, Viridiplantae, Streptophyta, Magnoliopsida, Poales, Bromeliaceae.